AUGGCUAGCCACUCUGCGGUGCCCUUUGAGCAUGGCGAUGGAGAUGAUGAUAACCUCCUUCACAGAAAUGGACCAUAUGCAACAAAUCACCGACAUCUCCAAGAAGUACACCGACUUUCAGCCUUCCAGCAGGUGGCCACAAAAGUACCGCCGUCUUAUGACGGUGGAGGCAGUUGGUUCGCCAAUGAAGAUGCGAUCGAUGAUUGGUGUGUUAUGACUGAGUUGGACAAUGACAAGAGAGGACCAGCGAUAUGCAACCUUUGGAAGAGCUGGCCGCUCUUCGUGAAGGGCGCAGCCAAUGUGUUCCCCUACCUUUUCCAGCAGUUCAUGAACUUGCAUCACAAUAAUGGAGACAUGCUUCGUUGGAUUACCUCUGUUCAAGGGAUUCAAAAAGCCUGGAACGACGCGCGUCUCCGAUCACGGACCCCCACAACGCAGAGGUCCGAGCAUUCGUGCAGGACCUCCACCAGAAGAGAUGCGAUGGACAGCCAACGAGAGGCUCAGAGACCAACGUGCGAGGACGAUUCUCCGAUUACGGCCAAUUUCGUUGCCCUCAUCUUUGUCUCACUGUCCGACCUCACGCAGGAUCAGCGACAGGUUUCGACAUCUCUGAUGGCCUAUAGGAACCGCGUGUUGGCAGACUACCGCCUGAACGAGCUUCGUGAGGCAGGCUACCUGGAGGCAAAGGAUCCGGUGGAAGGCGAUGGAUCGUCUCAACUUGCCGGUGCUGCCCAGAGCUGUACAGCUACGGCUGCUGCCGCAACCUUCUCCGUUGACCGCACCAACUUCUCGAACUCUUCUUUCAUGGCCACUGAAGAGAAGGAAGCAUUCAUCGCUCAGCCCCUGACACCGACUUCGAUGGUGUUGGAUUUGGGACGCACAAGGGCGAUGACUUUUCGGCCAUCGGCGCAGGACCUCAUGAAGUUCUGCGAUCAGAACAGGGACUGUGGCAUUUGGUACAACAUCGCUGAGACUACUUCCCUCUGCCAACUCCGAGUCGACCAAGUGCUAGCAGAACGACAGGGAGUACACGGUCCAGUCCACCGAGUUUGA
Symbiodinium sp. CCMP2456 is the source of this 1053-nucleotide messenger RNA. The record is from the annotation of a GenBank genome assembly. Lineage: Eukaryota; Dinophyceae; Suessiales; Symbiodiniaceae.